Molecule: messenger RNA, 3085 nt
Organism: Symsagittifera roscoffensis
Lineage: Eukaryota; Metazoa; Xenacoelomorpha; Acoela; Convolutidae
Exons: 8
Coding region: 1093-2997 (634 amino acids)
Biological process (GO): transmembrane transport
Cellular component (GO): membrane
Molecular function (GO): ATP binding; ABC-type transporter activity; ATP hydrolysis activity
Source: RefSeq, a predicted model, not a curated record
CUCAGCCACAAUAAGAAGUGUAACACAGCAAGACAGGCUUACCGUAUUUGUAUAGAGAUAAAAUAUACAAUUGCGGCUUCAAAAAAAAACAGUAAGACGCAGUUUAAAAUGGUAAUUUUUCAUUCUACUAAAAAUACCAGCUUGAGCUUGUUACAUUGUGGUUGAUUUUGGUAGCUAAUUCAUUAUUUUACGUCAACAUUAUAACAGCCAAUAAGAACAGAAUACAACGAAGGUGUGCGUUCAGCUAUCUCAAAUAUCAAUAUUACCAAAAUUGACUUGUCAAAUAACUUGGAUUGAGUAUUCUCCAAGCGGAAAUCUCAACAAAUUUGAACAUAUUUAUACGAAUUCCAACUUUUAGUUUACCCAGCCACGACUGUACAUGGAACAGAACUUGGGGUUUCAUAUAUAGUUUAUAAGUUAUUUUUACAGAAAAAGGCGUUUAUAUUUGACAAAAGUCUUACUAGACGGACAAAUCCAAAAGGUCGAAAAACUUCAAUGCUUUUAGAAAUUUACCCAAAGUAUUAUACGAAUUUAGUUCUAAAUUAGGCCAAAAUUAUCAGUUUUUUAUAGCAGUUUCUUAAAUCUUUUAUCUUUAUCUUCACUGAAGCUACAGCUAUCUAAAAUAUCCAAAUUUAGUUGAGUUUUCAAAGAUUACAGUAAGUUUAUUUGCCAAAAAGUAAAAUCGAUUGCCUAAAAAGUCAAAGUUUAUUCAAAUUCCCAUAUUCAUCUCAUUCUUGAAUAUCGACAGUCGAAAGUCCAAUUAUUACGCAACUCAAAGACAACUUCUGCUUAUCUCGUGAAAACGGCCCGAAAACCACCGCCCGCCAAACAUAAACCUACAGCAACGACGCAUAUACCAUUUCAUUUCACCACCAAAAUAGCCUUGCUUGGUGUUGUAACAUUUCAGCUGUUAUAUUUGCUUUCGUUAGAAUCAUCGCGCGAUAUAAAAGUCAAAACCAAAUUUCAGAACCACUCGUUUUCAUUUAGUUUCUUUGUAAACUCGAAAAUCAACCUUCUGAAAUAAACAGAAGAUUCUUCAUUUAAAUUUUCAAGAUUGUCUGAUAACAUUUUAUUUUUUACUCUUUUUCCACUAUGGAGUGGACAAACAUCACUUAUAGGAACAGAAUUGUCCAGAAUUUGUCUGGAAAUGUUCGGAGAGGGGAAUUCGUGGCAGUCAUGGGACCCAGCGGAUCUGGAAAGACAUACACGCUGGAUAUUUUGUCCGGACGCAGGACUGCUCUGGUGAAAGGAACAGUGACGAUAGAUGGCAAACCAAUCACAAGACAGAGUGUGAAGAGAAUCUGCUUUGUACAACAAACAGACGCGUUCUUCGAGAACCUGACACUGUUACAGACUCUGAACUUCGCAGCUAAUUUGAGACUGGGAAAGAGCAUCAGCCAACGUCAGAAAGAAGCGCUGGUUCAAAAAGUGCUGCAGUUACUGAACCUUGAGGGAUGCAGUCACAUCCAGUGUGGAGACGGAUAUCAGUACGGAUUAUCAGGCGGAGAGAGGAAGCGUCUCAAUAUUGCCUGUGAAAUACUCUGCAAUCCUGAAAUAAUCCUUCUAGACGAACCCACUUCCGGUCUAGACGCUUCAGCUGCCAAAAAGCUGAUCACAUUCUUGCACGAUUUUGCCGUGAACGAAAGCAAAAUUGUAAUUUGUUCAAUCCAUCAACCUUCGAGUUUCAUUUUCCAAAGUUUCCAUAAAAUUCUGAUCCUUCAUGAGGGAUCCCAGAUGUUUUUCGGAAGUCCAGAAGACAGUAUUAAAUCCCUGGCAGCUCAAGGCUACGUGUGCCCUCCUCAAUACAACCCAGCAGAGUACUUUUUGGAUAUUUUGAGCGAUGAUAAAUUCAAUAUUGUACCGGAUAACAGUAAAAGUAACACUUUACAAAUGCCAAAAUCAGAGAGCUUGGAAAUUUGCGUGGAUGUUACGUCAUCGGAAACUGAGUCAUGCCGUUCCGCAAGCCUGACACACAAAACUUGGAGCAACCGUACCAUUGAAAAAGACCCUCCUCUCCAACUGAGCCCCUUUUCAACUGCUGAAGAAAACCAUAACUCGAACUCAUCUGGUGAAAAGUCAUCGGAAAAAUCCCUGUUUGAACAGUCGCCAAGGGCAUCCUACAUGCAACAGAUAACUACUCUUGGACGGAGGAGUUUUUCACACAGAUGGAAACAAGUGAUCAACCGAUAUUCGGCCAUGGAAUUCGCGGCAGUCACUCUUUUCAUGUGCAUAAUUUGGUUCAAGGUUGGAGAUUCCGAAGAAGACGUCGAACGUCGCAAAGCCCAACUUUACUUCCUCACCCAAUACUGGGCCUUCUACGCCCCAUACAAAGUCAUGUUCUCAUUCCCUUCCGAACGCACUGUAGUGCGACGGGAACGCUCCUCGGGGUGGUACUCUCUGUCCGCUUACUACGUGGGCAAGUGUGUAGUGGAAGUGCCUAUGAUCAGUAUCUACCCUGUAUUGAUGGUGUGUGUUGUGUACUGGGUGUCUGGAAUGGUCAAUGCCAGUAGCUUUGUGAUGACUUUGACUAUUAUUGCCACUACUGUUGUCGAGUUUAACGCAUUAGGUGUGGCUAUAGGGUGUACCACUAUGAACUACCAGCACACCCUCACCAUCUGUGCUGUGGUGCUCCUCAUGAUGCUCAUGUUCGGGGGAUUCUACAGUCGACAACUCCCAUACGUAUUCAGAUGGACGAAGUACCUUUCCCUGUUUAACUUCACGUGGUACGCCCUUCUCAACACACACUUCGCAUCACACACUUACUACCAACCAUGCGUCCAAGAGGUAAACAAUUUGAGUACCAGCAAUAUCACAACGCCAAUCUCAAAAUCAUGCUCAGAAGCGAUAGACCCCGUUUCGAUUCUCAGUGAUGCCGGAGUGGAUUUAAGUACAACUUCUUGCAUAGCUGUGAUGCUGGUUGCAACUUGCGUGUUUUAUGUUUAUGGAUAUUUGGCAUUGAGACAUUUAAACAAACCAAACAAAGAGAAAGGAACUUAAUUUUUGUUAUGUAGUGAAUUUACCUCCUAAUAAUCAUAUCUAUGUUUACCUAUUUACUAAAAGGUAUUUGAAUUAAUUUGUUAUCACA